Molecule: messenger RNA, 4730 nt
Organism: Patella vulgata (common limpet)
Lineage: Eukaryota; Metazoa; Mollusca; Gastropoda; Patellidae
Product: major facilitator superfamily domain-containing protein 3
Exons: 5
Coding region: 331-1647 (438 amino acids)
Biological process (GO): transmembrane transport
Cellular component (GO): membrane
Molecular function (GO): transmembrane transporter activity
Source: RefSeq, a predicted model, not a curated record
CUGUAAGCGGUAGACAAGGUGUUAUCAAUAUCAUUUCGGGGGAUUCCGUCCAUUAGAGGGCUUUUAGAGCGUAUUGCACCCAAGAAGUAGUUUAUUUAUAAUUUCAAAGCAAAAAGGGUCGAUAAAUGUUGUUAAAACAUGAAAUUGAAUAGAAGAUCAAAAUCGGGCCCAAAUUGAUCCGAAUUAUUAAUGCAUAGAUCUGUUUAUGAAAUAAAUCCGUAAUUCUGUGAAUCUAUCUUGAUGAGCGGGAUUACCAAAUGCAAAGAAUUGUGUGUGGGCGUAUCUUCUCUUUCAAAGCUCUGAAGAAGUGUGAUUAGGUCCUGAGGCACAAUGUCAAAAUAUUUAACUUUUUUGUCAUUUUUGUAUUUCGUGCAAGGCAUUCCUUAUGGUCUCCAGUCCCGCUUUCUUCCAGCAUAUUUUAGGACUCAUGGCAUGUCUUUGACAAAUGUGGGAUUCUUUAAAUUGUUGCUAACCCCGUGGAUGCUGAAAGCGUUGUGGGCACCUCUUGUAGAUCGUCAUGGAACUAAGAAAUUAUGGUUAGUAUGGAGUAUGGUCGGUUUAAUGCUGACUUGUUUUGUAGCCGCUUUCUUGGAUUCUGGUCGUCUGCUUUAUUUGGCCGGCGUUUUAUUAAUGUUCAAUCUGCUCACAUCAACACAAGAUAUAGCUGUAGACGGGGUUGCUAUAGGGAUUCUGUCCUCGUCAGAAUUAGGUUACGGCAAUAUAGCUCAAGUUGUUGGGUAUAAAUUCGGAGCCAUAUUUGGAGGCGGUUUGCUAACCUCCGUAAUUGACUAUAUUAGCUGGACUCUUGUGUUCCAGUAUUUAGCCUUUGUGUAUGGAGUAGCCGUUCUUGUCAUUUAUUCGUUUUUGCCGAAUAAAUUACAGAAAAUUACUAAAAAUAAAUCUAAGGAUGAUAAAUAUCAACAAAGUGAACAAACAAGUGACAUUAAGACCUCCAGUGAAGGAGGCUGGCUUAGAACACAUUUAACGGAUGUUCUGAAUACAGAAGAUACUUGGUGGAUAAUAAUUUAUGUGCUUAUAUAUAAACUGGGCGAGCAAGGCACCCUGAGUAUGACGCCCUUGUUCUUGAUGGAUAAUGGUGUAUCAACGUCGGUUUUGGGUUUUUGGCUUGGUAUUGUUGGACAAACUGUUUCAAUCUGUGGUUCUGUUGUUGGUGGCUGGCUGUUUUCCUAUAAAAAAGUGCCAAUUAUUCAAUCACUGAAUUCUACACAGAAUGCACGAAUAGUUUUAUUGUCCUGUCAGUGCUUUCUGGUUGUUUUCUGGCAAUCAUUAGCAGGUUUUUGGGGUUCCAAUGUAAAUUUAGGUUUAGCGGUGUUAUUUAUGUCUGUGUUAUUAUUAAUCAGUGGUACCAUAACAACAUUGACCUUUACCCUCAUGAUGCAGUGUUCACAAAGGGCUCCAUCAAAUGUACAAGCGACCCAUUACACAACUUUAGCUACCUUUGAGGUUUUGGGAAAAUUGACAUUUUCGGUGGUUACUGGAGCACUAACAGACUUGUUUGGCUAUAAGCUUAUGUUUCUUCUGUUUUUAAUGUUAACAAUGUGUGUGUCACCAUUCCUGUCCACAAUGAAACCACAACUUACAAUUCCAAUUAAAAACAAUGUUAUUGACGGGUACAAUACUUCUUAAUUGGUACUUUCUAACCGUUGGGCUACAGUUCGCGACCACUCUGAAAUACGUCAUAAAAGAUGUACACUCCUUUAACACCCCACCCCACCACUUAUCUGGUGUACCACCAUCUCCACUGCUAUUUCAGCAUCCACCACCGGCGCAGCCGGAUCAAUCCCAGGCCCAGAAACAAAUUAGACCUGACCAACAGACUGAUGGUACAAGCACAAUCUGCUCGAAACCGCCAUGAACAGUGAUGAGACGCCGCCACCCAGGUUUGUUUGACCGAACAGCUCAUAAAACAAAACAACUAUCAUGAGGCCAACCAUCAACAAUAAACACUGUUUUAAUAAUAUCAACCUGCGAAAUUGUAAAUACAAAUAUCAACUGUAGGUGAUGAAUAUUAUCUAAACACCAAUAGUAGUUUUCUGAUCAUGUCCAAUAACAAGGAUGACCCAUCAUUGUAUGACGGAAGGUACAUCUUACAUAAACAUAUGUUACCAGGAUGAUCCUAUCACUAUAUCGCGGAAGGUACAUCUUACAUAAGUAUUAAUGCAAACGAGGAUGAUACAAUAUCUAUAUUUCAGAAGGCACACCUAAACAUACGAAUUUUGCAAACAAGGAUGAUUCCAUCACUAUAUUGCAGAAGGUACAUCUUAAGGUAUUAAAGCAACGAGGAUGACCCCAUCACUGUAUGGGGCUGAAGAUACAUCUUACACAUAGUAUUAAUGUGGAGGAUGAUCCCAUCACAUGCCAGGGUAUCACUAACUGGCAACCUGACGGCCUAUUGUCUGCCAGCUUGACCCAGGGAGGGGUUGUUAUCUAUUGAUCGAAUGGUUAUAGGUGGUUUUGGGAACAUUGAGGGGUAUAUAUGUAAAACAGGCUCUGCACUUAAACGGCGGAAAAGAAGUUGGCAGAAAAUAAAAUUUACUUAAAUGGUGAAUGGACAGUUAGUAAUGACAAAUACAUUAUGAAAAAUGGGCUCUCCCUCAAUCAAAUUAGGUGACAAGCAUGGCUUCUAAAAAUGGAUUUUUAAUAGCUUGAGGUAUCACUAUAUUGCGGAAGUUACAUGUUACAUAAGUAGUAAAAUCCACAACCAUCUCAUACCACUACAAGCGGACCCAUGAUUAUACAAACGUGGAAACGCCAGUCUAGAAACUACCCCAGAAAACGCGUGCAUAUAGACUAGAGUACCCCAUAACUUAAUUGCACACUAUUUACGAUAUUUGCCUUUGGGUUGCAUUUGAGGUGGAAAUGAUGGACUGGUAUGAGAAGAUAGUGGGUAUGGGGCGUCUGACAUAGAAAGUACCUAUCUGUAUCCUGGCGAUAUGCGGCAUAACACUUUUGGAUGAAGCCCCGAACAUAAUAAACAUACAUGUUUAUAUUUACAAUUUCAAGGGCAUGUUUUAUUAUACGCCCACAUUUUCAUGUGGACGUAUUAUGCCGUCGCCCCCGUCCGUCCGGACGUCCGUCCGUCCGUCCACAAUUGUUUGUGGACUUUCUACAGGUCACAAUUCUUAUCCGAUUUUGACGAAACUUGAAAUAUAGGUUUAUCCCCGAAAGAUCUCGGCUGCUUUCGCUAUUGGCAUGUAGAGGUCACAAUUUUUAUCCGAUUUUGUUGAAACUUGAAAUGUAAGUUAAUAACCCAAAGAUCUCAGUUCCUUUCGAUAUUCGCGCAUAACCCAAAGAUCUCAGUUCCUUUCGAUAUUCGCGCAUAUCGGACCGUAACUUCCUGAAUUAUGGGCCCUGAUUGUACGAAAAAUCGCGUUUUUAGCUUGUGGACCCUAUAGAGGUCAUAAUUUUUAUCCGAUUUAAAAAACCGUAUUAUUAUAUCACCACACCCUAAGGAAAGGUUGAGUUCGAAUUUCGUGAAAAUCGGCCCAAAAUUGACAGCAAAAUGGCCGCCGUUCGUUCUCAAAUAGCGUAAAAAUAUGGUAUAUCAAUGUUGUGGACCCUAUAGAGGUCACAAUUUUUAUCCGAUUUUGUUGAAAAUUGAAAUGUAAGUUUAUAACCCAAAAAUCCCGGUUCCUUUCGAUAUUCGCGCAUAUCGGACUGUAACUUCCUGAAUUAUGGCCCCUGAUUGUACGAAAAAUCACGUUUUUAGCUUGUGGACCCUAUAGAGGUCAUAAUUUUUAUCCGAUUUAAAAAAAACGUAUUAUUAUAUCACCGUUACACCCUAAGGAAGGUUGAGUUCGAAUUUCGUGAAAAUCGGCCCAAAAUUGACAGACAAAAUGGCCGCCGUUCGUUCUCAAAUAGCGUAAAAAUAUGGUAUAUCAAGGUUGUGGACCCUAUAGAGGUCACAAUUAUUAUCCGAUUUUGUUGAAACUUGAAAUGUAAGUUUAUAACCCAAAGAUCUCGGUUCCUUUCGAUCUUCGCGCAUAUCGGACCGUAACUUCCUGAAUUAUGGCCCCUGAUUGUACGAAAAAUCGCGUUUUUAGCUUGUGGAUCCUAUAGAGGUCAUAAUUUUUAUCCGAUUUAAAAAACCGUAUUAUUAUAUCACCGUUACACCCUAAGUAAGGUUGAGUUCGAAUUUCGUGAAAAUCGGCACAAAAUUGGCAGACAAAAUGGCCGCCGUUCGUUCUCAAAUAGCGUAAAGAUAUGGUAUAUCAAGGUUGUGGACCCUAUAGAGGUCACAAUUUUUAUCCGAUUUUGUUGAAACUUGAAAUGUAAGUUUAUAACCCAACGAUCUCAGUUCCUGUCGAUAUUCGCGAAUAUUGAAUUGUAAUUUCCUGAAUUAUGGCCCUUGAUAGUAGGAAAAAUCACUUUCUUGUUAGCUUGUUCUCUUUCCAUCUCUCGAAAAUGUGGGCGUAUCCUGCCUGGCAGCCGCUGGUUCCUAUUUUAAUUAGAACAAACACCCAGACUACCUGGGACUGGGGAAUUUGAAGUCAUAGGUUUUUGUAAAAUGGCCAAUUUAUUCUUGCUACGACACUUAUGCCACAACAGCCACUCCACUUGGUCCGAAGACAGGUUGGUUUAUUGGCUUUAAUCAUGCGAAACUGCUGAUCAUAAAAUCUCCAAUCUCCAUCCAUGUCUGCCAUUUUGUUACCGAACCUUACAACGCAUAAUUAUAAUAAUGUAAUAUGGAUGUUUAUAAACUGAUUUAC